Meriones unguiculatus (Mongolian gerbil) is the source of this 915-nucleotide messenger RNA. RefSeq names its product keratin-associated protein 5-2-like. The transcript has 3 exons. The record is from RefSeq and is a predicted model, not a curated record. Lineage: Eukaryota; Metazoa; Chordata; Mammalia; Rodentia; Muridae. The coding region runs from base 43 to 915 and encodes 290 amino acids.
UGCUCCUCUGACCUACUCCAUCCUUAACCCAACACCAGAACCAUGAGCUGCUGUGGCUGUUCUGGAGGCUGUGGCUCCAGCUGUGGGGGCUGUGGCUCCUGUGGCUCCUGCUGCUGCAAGCCUGUGUGCUGCUGCAAGCCUGUGUGCUGCUGUGUGCCCACCUGCUCCUGCUCCAGCUGUGGGGGCUGCAAAGGAGGCUGUGGCUCCUGUGGGGGCUGCAAGGGAGGCUGUGGCUCCUGUGGGGGCUGCAAGGGAGGCUGUGGCUCCUGUGGCUCCUGUGGGGGCUGUAAGGGAGGCUGUGGCUCCUGUGGCUCCUGUGGGGGCUGUAAGGGAGGCUGUGGCUCCUGUGGCUCCUGUGGGGGCUGCAAGGGAGGCUGUGGCUCCUGUGGCUCCUGUGGGGGCUGUAAGGGAGGCUGUGGCUCCUGUGGCUCCUGUGGGGGCUGUAAGGGAGGCUGUGGCUCCUGUGGGAGCUGCAAGGGAGGCUGUGGCUCCUGUGGGGGCUGCAAAGGAGGCUGUGGCUCCUGUGGGGGCUGCAAGGGAGGCUGUGGCUCCUGUGGGGGCUGUGGCUCCUGUGGGGGCUGCAAGGGAGGCUGUGGCUCCUGUGGGGGCUGUUGUCACUGUGGGGGCUGUGGCUCCUGUGGAUCCUGCUGCUGCAAGCCUGUGUGCUGCUGUGUGCCCACCUGCUCCUGCUCCAGCUGUGGGGGCUGCAAGGGAGGCUGUGGCUCCUGUGGAGGCUGCAAGGGAGGCUGUGGCUCCUGUGGGGGCUGCAAGGGAGGCUGUGGCUCCUGUGGGGGCUGCAAAGGAGGCUGUGGCUCCUGUGGGGGCUGCUGCCAGUCCAGCUGCUGUAAGCCCUGCUGCUGCCAGUCCAGCUGCUGCUCCAAGUCUCUGAUCUCCUUGGCAUCUGGCCUCACCUGA